AGCAGACAUUGCAAACUGUAACAAAGUCCAUGACACAUUAGUAUUUAUUACUCAAAUAUAUAACCACUAAGGUUGUGACUGCACUGUCAUCCUGACACACCUGUUGAAACUGUAUUGUCCACCAGCAAGGGCUGACUUUAGUUUACAAUCGGGCUAGCUCAAAAAUGUACCUAGUCCUAUCUUUCAUCAUUGGUGUUUUACCAUCGUUGUAUGGAAUGCCGAAAAUAACAAAUCAUUUCAACCUUCCAAUUACUGCUCUCGAAAUUCCUGCAGAAACCCGUCUUGCUCAACAAGCUGCAAGUGUGGCUAUCCACUAUUUAAACUAUCGCCACGGAUCCCCAACCAGAGUUUACGAACUACAUAAGCUAAAGAAAGCCUACAUUGAGACAAUUUUGAACAUGGGACACAAGUACCACUUAAAAUUUGAAGUAAAAUAUCAAGAAAGCUCUUCAAAUGUUACUGCCAAUUGUGCAGCUAAUGUACUCUUCCAUAAGAAAAUGAAUUCAGACACAGCUUUAAAGUGCAAUCUGAAAGAUAUGAAAGGCAGCUUUGAAAAAGAUUACAAAUUUUACUUCAAUUUUCAAAAUCUGAAGCAUCCUGUGGUAGGCUCCAAUAUCCCAGAUAAUUACGGAUUUAUAAAUCCUAAUAUGAUGCCAAUCUGGCUUCUAGCAAAAGUUAGUGCCAGUUACAUCAUCUGGGAAAAAUCCACUGAAGUCAUGAAGUAUAACAUGGUUCAAAUACAGAAAGUUAACCAACAGAUAAGGAGAGACAAAUUUCUUCAAUUUAUUUAUACAAUUCUUCUCCAUGAGUUGCCAACCCAAGAAACUGUCACUUGUUCCAUGUGGGUGAAAUGGCACCCCAAAAGAUCUGUGACCGUGAAAUACUUCUGCUUGCCACCUCUAUCUGAAAAUUAUUUUAUCACAUUGGAAUCAGAGAGAUUUGAAGCAUCUGGAUUGGAAGGAUUUGAAGGGUCGGGACUGAAAAGGCCUGAAGAGUUGGGAUUGGGAAGAUUCGAAGGGUCGGGAUCGGGAAGAUUCGAAGGGUCGGGAUCAGGAAGAUUCGAAGGGUCGGGAUCGGGAAGAUUCGAAGGGUCGGGAUCGGGAAGAUUCGAAGGGUCGGGAUCAGAAAGAUUCGAAGGGUCGGGAUCAGAAAGAUUCGAAGGGUCGGGAUCAGAAAGAUUCGAAGGGUCAGGAUCAGAAAGGUUUGAAGGGUCAGCAAUGGAAGGUUUUCUCAUAAACUGAGUGCAAACCACUCACAGCACAAGUCACAUUUACCUAAAGCGAUUAUUUUCAUUGCACUUGUAGCAUUACUUAUGACGAAAGCGUAUAUUACUAACAUUACAUCGGAACUAAUUUAACUGAUAUUUAUAACCACCAAUGAGUGUAACACUGCUGCUCAAAUGUUGUCUUCAGAUUACAUUUUCUAUUACUGCUAUAAAAAUAGCAUAUUUAAACAGUACAGGAUAAGAAGCUGUGGUCAAGAUUGUGUGUUAACUUAAUAGCAGUUUAAUAAAACCACUGUUAUUCUCA
Molecule: messenger RNA, 1529 nt
Organism: Stegostoma tigrinum
Lineage: Eukaryota; Metazoa; Chordata; Chondrichthyes; Orectolobiformes; Stegostomatidae
Gene: lxn
Product: latexin
Exons: 6
Coding region: 165-1241 (358 amino acids)
Molecular function (GO): metalloendopeptidase inhibitor activity
Source: RefSeq, a predicted model, not a curated record